AUGGCAUCUUUGGACACGUUGGAGAAGCGUCUAGGAUCUUUACAGAAGCAGAGAGAAGCAGUAAAAUACAGACUGAAGGCACUUUCAGCUCGUCAGUCAGAAAUCACUAAAAAGUCCUGGGAGAUCAGAGAGAGCAUCAUACAGAAGUACCAGGAGAUCCAGAGCGUCCUAAAGGAGGACCUGAGGAUUACUUUGUCCCAUCUGGAGAUGGAAGAACGAGCUGCUGUCUCGGCUUUGGACGUGCUCAUGGAGAGGAACUGCUGUCUGAUCCAGGAACUAGAGCAGGACCUCGCCAGGUUCUCGUUAGCUCUGAACCAAGCAGACACAGAACCGGACACAAUGUCUUUCUUCUCACUUCCUGAGCAGGAUGAGAUGGACAUGGUGGACAGAGUGAUGGAUCUGCUCGACCAGUCGGACCCGAGCAGCGUGAAGCUGGAUGAAUCUAAGGCUAAUCAGAUCCUCGGCCUCACCAACAGCAUGCUUCUGCUUGUCUGCUCACAGACCCCUUUGAUGAAAAAGCUCCUCAAGAGCUAUUCCAGCGAGGUGAACCUGGAUCCAGAAACAGCCCACCCAAAGUUGCUCGUCUCCCGAGACGGUGACCGAGUUGCCUUCACAGACACCUGGCAGCAACUCCCUGAUCUACCUGAACGCUUUGAUACCACUCUCAAUGUCAUCAGCUCGCAAGGCUUUGUCUGUGGUCGCCAUUACUGGGAGAUUGAGGUGACUGGGAAAACUUACUGGGAGCUUGGAGUUACCUACCCCACCAUCCCCCGCAAAGGCACCUCGGAGGACUGCUGGCUGGGCAGAGGACACGACUCCUGGUGCGUGGAGUUUUUCAAUGGGGAAUACACAGCCUGGCAUGGGGGGUUGCCUCACCAGCUGCCUUUUACGAAACAUUUUGGUCGGAUUGGAGUAUUGUGCAGUUUCCCGGCGGGGUUGGUGACUUUUCUCGAGGCAGACAAAAUGACACCCCUUUUCACUUUCUGUGCCGGAACCUUCUCAAAGUGCCUCCACCUGGCCGUGUGUCCUGGUCACGACCACAAAGGCAACAAUUUAAACCCAAUUGUGAUCUGCAACGCUUCGUCUCCUACCAGUGACCUCUAGCUCUGCAGGAGUUUAGCAAGCUAACAGUCUUAAACAUCUACAGAUAGUUCACUUUUGGAAUUUUACCUGAUUCAGAAUGACCACCAUAGCUACUAGACUUUAGAAAUGCAAAUGUGGCUAUGCUCAAAUUUGGUGUGUCGGUGGCUGAGAGUCACAUACUCGGUUUAUCGACUCAAGAUUGUUGUUUGAAACUUACACAAUACGUGCAAACUGAGUCAACCCUGUUGUUUUAAAAAUACGAAAUGAACCACUUGACUGUUUUUAAUAAACUUUCAGACAUUAAUCAUUGGAUUAAAACUACAACAAAUGUUUGUUGACGGAUUAAGAUGGCCAUUUUAAACACAGCAGUGGCCAUUAGUCAGUCAGUUUUAAAGCGACUGAGGUAUAUAUUUGUGUUUCUAACAUCUCCAAGAGCUUUGGAUUGGAACAUUAACUAUUUGAGUCAAGGAUUUUUUGAAAGUAUCCAACUGAUUCGACAUCAGCAAUUUACCAAAAACCACCAGGUUCACUGAGAAUCCUUUUUUCAUUUUGAAAUAUGAUCGGUCACUCUGAGUUUAACAUGCAGGCUAAAUGUGAAAAUAGUAUUCUACCCCUAUUUCCUGCAUCAGCCGCCGAUCGAACAUAGAUGGAAAAAUGUUUGGCUCAGAAAGCCAGUGACAAGUUAGCAUUCAUGGUCUCAUGUAAUGCUUUAGCAUCCAGGAUAGAACAGAGCAUGUCUCGGCUAGGAAAAGUUAACUGUUAGCAUUAGCAACCACACAACUCGGCGGAACCCUGCCAGGCUUGUGUUAUUUAGGGAAAUAAAACACCCUCUCACAGCGCCGAGUUUACUCAGCUAUUUGCCGACCUUGAAGCCCAGAAACAGAGAUUUUAACCGCUCAAUAAUGUGUUCACGACUGAAAGAGAAAGUUUUCCAACUAACUUCCAGACAGAGUUGAUAAAACUCUAGCCAGGGGCGGAUUUAGCAAUUUGGGGGCCCAAGGCGAACACAGACAUGGGGCCCCCUUACACUAACAUUUCGACAAUCUUAUCUUUAACUGGAUUUGUGAAACUCCCCUUUUCUGACAUGAGUUAUUUUAUCUUUUUAUUAGUCCUCGUCUUUUUUCCUGUCUUUCUAUUCCUUUGAGAGCCUUCAAUAUUUGUUCUGAUUUCUUCUUAUUGUCAGUGCUCCUGUGCUUUUGCCUUUCUUUCUUUUUUUCUUCUAUUUUCCAUUUUGGUCUAUGUUUUCCUCCCUUUAAACAUUUUCCAUUGUCUUUCCUUUCUGCUUCCUUUUGAUGUUUACAUAGAAAAACAACGUCACUUUUGGAAGUGAAGAUAAACGACUUUUUAAAGCAAGCUGCUUCUUUCUCUUAUUGGAGCCACUAGGAUAACUCCAUUUCAUGCUUAAUGUUUUGACUACCGCGUCGAGUUUGUUAUGAACGCUCCCGCCUCUCUUCAUCUUUUUCUGUUUUCUUCUCUUCUAAUUUGUGGUCUUAAGGCACUUGGCAAACAACAAUUUGGUGCAUUACUGCCACCAACUAAAUUGGAGUGGAAUGACUACCAAUCACUUCCUGUUUGUGCAUCGACAUCUUAAAGCAGGGGUGUCCAAUCAUGGUCCUGGAGGGCCGGUAUCCAGCAGGUUUUGCUGUUUUUCUACUCCAAUAGACUUGAUUCAGUGGUUGAAACACCUGUGCAGCUCAUCAGGCUCUACAGAAGCCUGUUAAUUAGCUGCUGAUUGAAAUCAGGUGUGAUGAAACAGAGUUCAAACUAAAACAUGCAGGACACCGGCCCUCCAGGACCAGGAUUGGACACCCCUGUCUUAAAGGAAAAGUCCACUGUGGCAUUAACAGCGAAGUGCCACCAGUCAGGGCUAGGGGCCCCCCAACGUAAGGGGGCCCCAGGCGGCCGCCGACCUAUGCCUAAUGGUAAAACCGCCACUGACUCCAGCGAGCAGCAACACGCUCAAAUCAGCAUGACUCUGUGGCUGCUGUAGUUUUUAUUUUUCCUCCCCGACACACAACAAUGUGGUCAAGUUGCUCAGACAUGUCCAGCAGCACAAACCUAUGUGAGCAUCAUAGAAAAUCAGUGGAGUAAACUGAUGUAAUGGAUUACGUAGGGUUUUUCUACAUACUAGAAUCAACACUGUUUGCCAUCAGUUGCGGAUUCUGAGAAUGACCAAGCAAAUUAACAUAUGAAGCUUAUAUCAUGUAGAAAUAUCCAGGAUACUUAUACAAUCGAUGUAAGUUCAUACACCAACCUGUUUGGUCUAUUUUUAAUCCAAAUAUUAAUGUUUAUUUUAAGUUAAUUAAAUUUAAUAGCAAAAGUUUAUUUUUGAAUCAGAAGUUAGGAAUCUUUGCUUUUUCAACAACCAGAAAUAUUUAUACCUUUCUGUGUUCCAUUUCAAAGAAUGAGGCAAGUUUAAAAAUGAAGAAUUUAUUACUAACAAUUUUAAACUUGACAAUUUGAAAGGACAAUUUAUGACAAUAAAAAAUCACAAUAAAAAUUGACAAUUCAUGGAUGACAAUUUACCAGCUUUGAUAUUAAAACUUGUUUUAAAAGGCAAACCUGUGGCUGGAUGAAAGCUAAAUGGAAACACGCCCUCUCAGAGCAAGAAAACUUUGGUCAUGAGUCAAAAAACAUGUGAUGGCAGUUACCCUUUACUCUGGAUAAACUCUGUAUUAGAUGGAUAAGUGGAAGUUGACCUUCUGGUUACUGAACACACAUUAUCAACCAUAAUCAUAGUAAUCAUUAUUAUACCCAAAGCAUAAUAAUUCAUUUCAGUAAUUAAAAAUACAUUUAUACUGAACCAAGUGAUUAUUUAUGAUGAUUAUAAUAAACAGUAAUAAAGUCAAAGAGUCCUUCUUCUGGGACGGAACAGCAGCAGAUAAAGGAUGAUUCUUUAGACAUCAUGGCUCCUGGGUUAAUCUGUGGAACUAAAAGUUACAGUCUGACCCAGCUUGACCCAGCUGGGAAAGUGUGACCUUUGUCACAAAUUAGAGGCCCUUCAUCACGCUACAAUUAGAAUACAAUUUAAUUAAUGACCACAGACAUUAAAGAUUCAUAUCUGGUAUGAAUCCCAUCUAAUGGACACUGGGUUAUUUAAAUCAGAAGAUUGGAUCUUUUUAUUACAGGGAAAUUAAAUGAACACUUUGCAUGAACUGAGAGACAAGAGAAGAGAGAGAGACUUUCAAAAGUUUAAGAAAAUGUAUUACUAAAAUGAUUUUAAAUAAUUUAACAAGACUAACUCUCUAAUGAUGGAAGUUUGUUGGAAUGAAGUGUGAGGUGGAGUGUAUGUGGGUGCGAUGGCAAGUUCAGAACCUCCGUGUCCGGAGAAGCGAUUUCUGAGUGGGAUAUGAUGUUUUGCUCCUAACUGAUCAAGUUUGAACCGUGGUCAUAAACACAUGAGAUGCCAGUAUUGUCGCAUGCACAUACCCUUCAGUGAGACCUCUGUACAGAUCCAGAUGCCAGGUCCACGGACCCUCCUCUGGUACCGAAGUCGAUGAAACAGCGUCACAGCACGACAACACAGCGUCAAAAAGGGGACCCUCCUUGGGUCAGCGAGUUCAGCUUUUAUUCUGAAAGAACCGUUGUUGAUUGAUAAAAACAGGUUUUUCCCAGCUUAGUAGUUCUUAGCUUAAAAAGAAAGUAUAGAUGGCCUUUCCAUACUCCACUUAACAUGCGGUGAACUUCAGGGGAUCUUGAGAUCUUGUUGAAUACUGACUUAAAAUGGCGUUGGAACUGUUUUAUUAAUCUGGAUGUUUUUGAUUCUGGACGAAUCAAAGCUGACAGAUUAAAUAAACACCACAGAGACUCGCCAUGCUUCAGACGGGGAAGAUUCUGAUUGGAUCAGCAACAGCAAUGUGUCAUGUGAUUAUUUACCUUAGUGUAUGAGCGUGUCUAGUGACUAGAAUAAGUCAUUUACUUAUUAAAACAUAUUAAUCAUAAUAUUGUCCGACAGGGGUUUUUGUGUCAGUGUAGGUGAAACCUCCUCGACCUGGGCGGGACUCAAGUGGGGUGUGCCACAGGGGUCUGUACUGGGUCCGCUUCUUUUUGCCAUCUACUUACUACCGUUGGGGAAUCUUCUUUGGCGGUUCGGCAUGCGUUUUCAUUUUUAUGCUGAUGACUGUCAGAUCUACCUCCCCCUUCAGCGGGGGAUCGAUGGGUCAAUAUCAAAGCUUGUAGAUGCCUUAGAGGAUGUGCGCUCCUGGAUGGCUACAAACUUUUUACAUCUGAAUGAUGCUAAGACUGAAGUAAUUGUACUUAGCCCUGGCAUGUCUACACGCCCAUGCAAUGCUUUGAAUCUGGGCCCUUUAGCAUCCAACAUGAAGACCACCAUCUGAAAUUUGGGAGUGCAACUGGACUCAGCCCUUAAAUUCGACGCGCAAAUCAACCAGGUUGUGCGAUCGUCUUUUUUUUUUACUUACGCCGCCUAGCCAGAAUUAAGCCCCUGCUGUCCAGAGUACAUCUAGAGACUGUCACACAUGCUUUUGUUCUUUCAAGGCUCGACUACUGCAAUGCACUGUAUGCCGGCCUUAGUCAGGGUGCGGUAGCACGCUUGCAGUUAGUUCAAAACUCAGCCGCUAGGUUUGUGACAGGCACUAGGCGCAGGGAACAUAUCACCCCUGUGUUGGCAUCCCUUCAUUGGCUGCCUGUACAAUGCAGGGCAAAAUUCAAGGUCUUGGUACUGGCUUACAAGGCCUUACAUGGAACUGCUCCAGCAUAUCUUGGAAACCUUUUGCAUAGGGAUGCCCCCUCGCGGGCACUUCGCUCUGCCGGCAGGAAGCUGUUGAUCGUUCCACGCACUAAGUGCAGGUCACAGGGGACCGUGCAUUCUCUGUGUUGGCACCUGCACUUUGGAACCAGUUGCCUUUGGUGGUGCGUCAGUCACCCUCAUUGGGGUUUUUUAAGACUCGCCUUAAGACCCAUUUUUUUGUCAAGGCUUUUCAGGAUUAGCAAACUUUACCCGGUUUCGAUGUCCCGGUCUCUUAAUCUUUUUCUGGAUUUAAUUUUUUGCUUUUACUCUCCUCUUUUAAUUGAUUUCAUGAUUGUUAUAUUUUAUUCUGAUGGUUUUAUGUUUUUAUUGUGUUGUGUUCAGCACCUUGGGCAUCUGCAUUGGUCACAGAAGGGGCUUUAUAAAAAAAUGAAAUGAAAUGAAAUUGUGAUUUCACAAAUCUGUCACAUGGACUAACAGAUGUUUUGAUUAGCUUUAUUGAAAAUAGAGUUCUUUGGCUUUUAAUAAAAGAAAAGAAAGGAGUCUUCAUCUUCUGUCUUCAUUGCUGGAACGUUAACAGUUUAGAAGCAAAUGCAUGACCUUGAGGCUGUUUCAUGCACUCUGGCGCUGUGUCAAAAGGGAACAGUGGUUAGAGAAUAAUAACCCUGAGAAAUGGCUCCUUCAUCACGUUACUCUGAGCUUUAAAUGUUUUGGUUUUAUGCUCCUUUUCUGCUCUAAAACAGGAAAGUUAACAGGUGAGAUGUUGCAUUUUCAUUAAGAUAAAAUUAUAUUUUUAUUUUGUUGUUGGCCCGUGAGAAAAGAUUUAACCUACAGUAAACAGGAAGUGGAAAGGCUGCAGAUAGAUGAAUGGAAUAGAAAAUCCCUUUAUUGUUCCUAGUGGGGAAAGCUAGAUGUCACAGCAGCGAUGACACUUGUUACAGGAGAAAAAAAGAAAAAAAAAUAAGAAAAAUUAAUAAACAAGAAAACACAAAUCCUGAAUAGAUUUUAAAAAUGCUGAUUAUACCACAAGUAAU
Nothobranchius furzeri (turquoise killifish) is the source of this 6825-nucleotide messenger RNA. The record is from RefSeq and is a predicted model, not a curated record. NCBI's taxonomy places the organism in Eukaryota, Metazoa, Chordata, Actinopteri, Cyprinodontiformes, Nothobranchiidae.